Molecule: messenger RNA, 2755 nt
Organism: Aspergillus ochraceoroseus IBT 24754
Lineage: Eukaryota; Fungi; Ascomycota; Eurotiomycetes; Eurotiales; Aspergillaceae
Product: RNA exonuclease
Exons: 1
Coding region: 306-2555 (749 amino acids)
Cellular component (GO): nucleus
Molecular function (GO): nucleic acid binding; exonuclease activity
Source: RefSeq, a predicted model, not a curated record
UUUUGGUUUAAUAGAUGCAACUAUUGCAGGGGAUAUUCAGGGAGACUGCAGGUGAACCAAUGUACUAUAAAACUACAUACGACCUGUUACUGUAUUGAUACACUACGAUCGCCGCUUUAUCAUCACGUGAGCAUCUCGAGUGUUGGAAGAUUCUUUUGCGUCGGACUUGCACGAUCUUUCUCGGAUAGGCAGACUUCUUCCCCAGACUUGCACUCGCUUGCCCGAGGUCUUUGGGAGCUAUAUUGGACUAUUGCAAAGCGAUUGAACCCUAAGUAUUUUACACCCGAUUGAGGUGCGUUCUAGAUAUGGCUCGUGCGAAAAAGCGCAAGCAGCCCGACUCUGACUACGAGGACCCGGUCAAGAACGAUGACAAUCCACAAGGAUUCGGUUUAGGCCAGACGCUUUCACUGCUACAGGAUUCAAACGCGCCAACGGGAGGGGACUGUAUUGUCUCUCCCACGGCCCUGCCAAUCACUGGCUGCGCGGACACCCAACCCACGACCAACGAUAAUGAGCGACGACCUUCAAAGAAGACACGCGUGAAUGGGGAAAAGGGCAAAUAUCCUGUUCUCACGUGGGUGGAAGGGCAACUUCAGUCCUGCAUUCGCAUCUCGGACCUUCAAAACCUACUCCUUUACUGUUUCGCAGACGGGCUCGCGCCGCGAUGGAUUUCCGUAAAACAUUCAGGUCACUUUCGCAAAGUGGUUGUGCUGAUGGUUCCUGGGUUGGAAUUGGGAAUGUUCGAUGGAACCGUUCGGCUAGAUGCCUCGCAAGCAGAGGACACAGGACCCGUGGAGAUCCCAGCCAACGACAAAGAAACGGAUACAAGGGGGGAGGACUUCUCUCGGUGGAAAGAAGGCCUUCCGCUUGAAGAUAGAUCGCCUCGGUUUAAUCCUCGCCCACUAUCGCGCAACGAGAUUCCCGAAUCCCUGCAGCCAUUGGCCGAUAUGUUCCCUCAUGCCUGGCCGGUCCGGGCUCCGGGGGAUUCGAAGUACAAUAAGAUCCAUUCACCUUUGCAGGCUCUGCUCAUGUCUCCUUUACCUAAGAGCAAAGAAAAUGGUGGGUCAUCUAAGGGUCCUAAGCCCCCUAAGGUGGAUAAAAAUUACGUCUCCAAGCGCACCCCAAUCACCAAAUUCCUGAGCUCUGUCGAGGACCUUCGAGAAAACGACUACCCUCUGCACCCGGCUUUUUUCCCCACCGAGAGUGAGAAGGUGGCUCUGGCAGAGAGCCGCAAGCGGGCUGGCCAAGCCGCGGAUGACGGCUGGGUAGAUACUCAAGUAGAGAGCCUGGAGUCUGGGAACAUACCCGAAAUUGAAAUCCAACAAGGAAGCAUGACGGCUGGUCGCGACGUAUUAGCCCUAGAUUGUGAGAUGUGCAUCACUGAAGGUGGCCAAUCCGAACUCACUCGCAUUAGCUUAGUCCGCUGGGACGGCGAAGUUGUGCUUGAUGAGCUUGUAAAACCCGAUCGACCAGUAAUCGACUACCUCACUAGAUUCUCCGGCAUCACGCAGGAAAUGCUAGACCCUGUUACAACCACCCUCGCCGAUAUUCAGCAGAAGCUCCUUACCCUUAUCACCCCACGCGCGAUUCUAGUCGGCCACUCCCUCAACUCCGACCUGAAUGCACUCAAACUGACACAUCCAUUCAUCGUCGACACUACGUUUAUCUAUCCCCACCCCCGCGGCCCCCCGCUCAAAGCCAGCCUCAAAUGGCUCACGCAAAAAUAUCUCGGCAAGGCCAUCCAAAACGGCAUGUCCGGCCAUGACUCGAUCGAGGACGCCCGCGCCGUUCUCGAGCUUGUGAAACAGAAAUGCGAAAAGGGCGAACAAUGGGGCACCAGCGAUGCCUCCAACGAAAGCAUUUUCAAACGACUCGCGCGGUCCAACCCCGCAGGACGGUCCGUAUUUACCUCCACCGGCCGCACCGGAGCAGUGGUCGACUGGGGCAACCCGCUACGCGGCCUGGGCGCACAAGCAACCGUCGCAAUCGGAUGUAAUGACGACGCCGCCGUGGUGAAGGGCGUAUCCUCCGUCGUGAACGGUGACGAGAGCAAUCCAUCUAUCCCCGGCGGCGGGGUAGACUUCACCUGGGCUCGCAUGCGAGAACUCGAAGUCCACCGUGGCUGGUGCAACCGGAUUCCAGACCCCAAGAAUGCCAACGAGUCUACAGCUGUCCCUCCUCCCGCUGCUGCUGCUGCUGCUGCUGCUGCUGCUGCUGCUGCUGCAGGCCCUCCGGGAGAAGAACCAAACUCCACGGAUGCAACCGGCCCGGACACUGAGAAGCUGCUAUCCGAGGUCGUUGCGCGAACUGUUCGGCAUAUCAAGGAAGUCUACGAUGCGCUUCCGGAUUGUACACUCUUCAUGGUGUACUCGGGGACCGGGGACCCACGGGAAGUCAGCCGGUUACAGACGAUGCAUAAGAGUUUCCGUGACGAAUAUCAGUCCCGUAAACCGUGGGAUGAGUUGACUGUUAAAUGGACAGACACUGAAGAACAAGCCUUGAAACGGGCUUGCGAGCGUGCUAGGGAAGGUUGUGGAUUUAUGUGUGUGAAAUAGAUCUAUGUAUAGAGGCUGUCUGUCAUAUACCGCCUUAGAUAUGACCUUGGGCUAUCUAAUGAUGAACUUGAACUAACAUCCCUGUGCCUUAUUUGGGAGUUGAUUACUGGAGAGGGCUAUUCUUUUUUAUUUUAUUUUUUUUUUCCCCUUGGUACGACUACUACCUUGGAAUACCCAUAAAAUUGAACAAUACAAGAAAG